AUGCGCUUCUUCGCAACGAUUGUCCUUGCAAUGACUGCCGUUACGGCUGGUGCCAUGCCCGUCACCGCCGAUGCCAACUCGUACUUCAUUAGCAAGCGCGAUUGCCCCGGGGGCAGUGUUACGAAUUGCGCUGCAGGACUCGACGCCUUCUGUAAUAUCGAAUGCUUGAGUGCGGAUGGGGACCUGGGGUGCCUCAGCAGUUGCAUCAACAACAAUUUUUCCCUUUGCCAGGCUCAAUGCCAGUAA
This is a messenger RNA of Pestalotiopsis fici W106-1, 246 nucleotides long. RefSeq lists its product as uncharacterized. The transcript has 2 exons. NCBI's taxonomy places the organism in Eukaryota, Fungi, Ascomycota, Sordariomycetes, Amphisphaeriales, Sporocadaceae. The record is from RefSeq and is a predicted model, not a curated record. Bases 1 to 246 code for a protein of 81 amino acids.